GCGUCUGUCGAUGGAUAGGUAAACUCCAAGAGCGUUUACCACGAGAGUGAGUCACUGUGCCGUCUUCAUCAUGCACGAAGGGUCAUGAAGACAUCGCGGCUUAAGAUUGUUCAUAUCUACUUAAAGGCAUAGUCAGCACUGCCUCGUUCUACUCGUCUAUGUAAGCUAUCAAUCCAUAGUAUCAACUUUAACCAGAAGACCCAUUCGAUCGACAAUCUUACCUUUUCAACAUGUCGAGAGUAGAAACUACAAUCUUGUACUUACUAAAACAUCUCCAAUAUUUCAUCUCCCUAUCCAUACUGGGGCUUUUCUUUUACCUGCUCCAGAAUGAAAUCGUCCGAUAUCGCAGUCGAGUAAAGAACCUCCCCGGCCCUCGCGGGUGGCCCAUCGUCGGGAAUCUCUUCCAACACCGUGACGAAAUCGCCGCCGAGACCUACCGAAAAUGGUCUCUCAAACACGGUCCCGUCUUCCAGAUCCAACUAGGCAACACCACUGCCGUGGUCAUCAACUCAGCCCAAGCAGCCAGACAACUCUUCCUAGGCCAAAGUUCCGGUAUGAACUCACGGCCCGUAUUCUACGUCCUGCACCAGAAAAUGAGCAAAGUCGCAUCGAUCGGCACAUCGCCCUGGGACGACAGCUGUAAGCGGCGGCGAAAGCUAGCCGCCAAUGCCUUGAACCACGCGCGUGUAGUUACUUAUUCGCCCAUACUUAACUUUGAGGCGCGCGAGUUUCUCAGGGACUUGUAUUCUUCGUGUCGCGAUGGUAGUGUAGAGAUCGACUUUCAACCGGCCGCGAGACGGUUCGCGCUGAACCUAAGUUUGACGCUAAACUACGGGACACGCGUGUCGAGCGUAAAGUCAUUGGCGGACGACCCGAUACUAUCGAGUAUCGCGUAUAUCGAAAGCGAGGCCUUGAGGUUCCGCGACACGGAGAAGAAUUACGCCAAUUACAUCCCACUACUCCGGUAUUGGGAGCCAAUGGUUCAGUUUCUAGGAUUGAGCGCUGAGCCUAAGGGCCAUGUUGAGGAAAUCGGUCGUAGACGGUUAGAGUAUCAUCGGGUUCUGCUGGAGAAGUUGAAAGGUGAGGUGCAGAGGGGCGAGGAUAAGCCGUGUAUUCAGGGGGCGGUGUUGCGGGAUCCGGAGUCGGCGACGUUGACGCAAGAGGAGCUGCUUAGUGUUAGCUUGAGUAUGAUGGCGGGCGCCGAUUCUAUCCAGGCCGCAAUCGGUUGCGGUUGUUUACUUCUCGCUCACCGGCCAGACAUACAAGAGAAAGCGUUUUCUGCUAUACGCGAUGCAGGAUUACCGGAGCAACCACCGAGCGCGUACGCCUCGAGUAAGAUAGAGUACAUUGAUGCAUUGACGAAAGAAAUUUCACGUUACUACACGGUAUCGAAGCUCGCUCUUCCUAGAGCCACGUACACGGAUGUAACGUGGGAAAACGCCACCAUUCCCGCCAACACUCUUGUGUUGCUCAACGCCUGGGCAUGUAAUCGAGAUCCCGAACUCUUUUCCGAGCCGGACAUAUUUGCCCCUGAGCGUUGGCUGCCGUCUUCUCCAAAUGAAUAUUCACAUCAAUUCGCAUUCGGGAUUGGUGGGCGUAUGUGCGCGGCGUCGAAUCUGGUUCAUAAAUCGCUCUAUACAGGGUUUCUACAUCUCCUGGCGCAUUUCCGCAUCGUGCCUGCGGAAGGUGAGACAAUAGAUGCAGCCCACCCAAUCAAUGGAUCUAAAGGGCCAUCGGCUAUGAUGGCUCCGCGGGCGUGGCGUGCAAGAUUUCUCCCUAGGGAGGGGGAGAGGCUCGCUGUUUGGCUAGAACAACCGAGUGGCUGAUAGAUACCUAACUAGUAGGUACUAGGUAGUAAAUUUGGAGACGAUACAUGUGGGCUGAAUUGAAAAUAUUACUAUUACAGCCUCAGAUAAUCGAGAUAGGUACCUAAUCGAGAUUCUUAUUGAUGACAACUAGGAAUAUCCAUCCUGACUCUAUGGCCUACUAAUAACUAGACGGCACAAUUCCAAG
Messenger RNA from Annulohypoxylon maeteangense, 2013 nucleotides. RefSeq names its product cytochrome P450. The record is from RefSeq and is a predicted model, not a curated record. Bases 231 to 1826 code for a protein of 531 amino acids. The transcript is spliced from 4 exons. Lineage: Eukaryota; Fungi; Ascomycota; Sordariomycetes; Xylariales; Hypoxylaceae. Gene Ontology annotation, molecular function: iron ion binding; oxidoreductase activity, acting on paired donors, with incorporation or reduction of molecular oxygen; heme binding.